AUGAGAAACUAUUGUAUCGACGCAGAUCUGCAUGCAACAAUUCGCCAUAAAAAUCCGAAGGAUCCAGAGCCUGACUCGAACGCAGAGCGAUUAGUGAAGGAGACUUACAAGGAUGUUAUCUUCUCAAACAAGAAGUACUGGGAUGGGGCUGGAACUGAGAAGAUUCGCCAACAUUUUGCCGAGUAUCUAGAUGCAAGCAAGGGUCGAGGCUAUCGUUUUGAAGGGUGCCUUAUGAUAGAUGAGCCGUCGCUGAAAUCGAUUGUUGCAACCGUCAUUCCUGAGCCCUGGCUCGGCGGAAGGGGCAGUCAAACACCUGAUCCACCUCAGGGCUAUGUUAAUAUGAUUGACGGGCGCUAUACUGGAAAUGAGUCGAGAUAUAGCGGCUUUAUGCGUGUGGAAAUUGGUCCUCUAUGGUGGCUGUAUCUGAAUUUGAAAUGGAGUACCAUGUCACAAGUAUGUCCCACUGUUCCCGAGGGCUUAAUCCCUGUUUAUGAUGGUGGAGAUGGCAAAGCACAGGAUGAAGAGGGAAAUUUUCACCAAAUGCCGAUAGAUCGAGACGUGCGGUGA
This is a messenger RNA of Penicillium pulvis, 567 nucleotides long. RefSeq lists its product as uncharacterized. The record is from RefSeq and is a predicted model, not a curated record. The transcript has a single exon. Lineage: Eukaryota; Fungi; Ascomycota; Eurotiomycetes; Eurotiales; Aspergillaceae. Bases 1 to 567 code for a protein of 188 amino acids.